Molecule: messenger RNA, 603 nt
Organism: Trichoplax adhaerens
Lineage: Eukaryota; Metazoa; Placozoa; Uniplacotomia; Trichoplacea; Trichoplacidae
Exons: 2
Biological process (GO): regulation of transcription by RNA polymerase II
Cellular component (GO): nucleus
Molecular function (GO): DNA-binding transcription factor activity, RNA polymerase II-specific; RNA polymerase II cis-regulatory region sequence-specific DNA binding
Source: RefSeq, a predicted model, not a curated record
CCUUAUCGAUGUGAUAUCUGCUACAAAGCCUUUGGUCGCUCAUAUAGUCUAACAAGACAUAAGAGGAUACAUACUGGCGAGAAACCCUAUCGAUGCGACGUUUGCCAUAAAUCAUUCACUCAGUCCUUUCAUUUAAAAAUGCAUAAACGUACGCAUUCGCGCGAUGUUUUAUAUUCGUGCGAUAUCUGUGGAAAAAGUUUUAUCCAAGCAAAUGAUUUAAAGAAACAUCGAAGAGUUCAUACCGGCGAAAAACCAUACGUAUGCAUGAUAUGCCUAAAGCCUUUUACCGAUUCCAGCCAGUUAAAACGUCAUAUUCGAGUUCAUACUGGAGAAAAGCCAUACACAUGCGACAUUUGCAAUAAAUCGUUUUCGCAAUCUGGUACGUUGGCAAAACAUAAAAAAAUCCAUCUUAGAAACGCGGAGCAAACUGGCAAAUUAUACCAGUGUGAAGUUUGUACAAAAACCUUUGGCCGCGCUUAUUCACUAACUCGUCAUAGACGUAUCCACACUGGCGAGAAACCCUACCAUUGCGUCGUUUGUGGCAAAUCAUUCACCCAAUCGUAUCAUUUAAAGAUCCAUAUGAAAACCCAUAGUCGUGAUCGA